Molecule: messenger RNA, 3511 nt
Organism: Monodelphis domestica (gray short-tailed opossum)
Lineage: Eukaryota; Metazoa; Chordata; Mammalia; Didelphimorphia; Didelphidae
Gene: SHC2
Product: SHC adaptor protein 2
Biological process (GO): cell surface receptor protein tyrosine kinase signaling pathway; intracellular signal transduction
Cellular component (GO): plasma membrane
Molecular function (GO): receptor tyrosine kinase binding
Source: RefSeq, a predicted model, not a curated record
AUGAGCAGCCGGGCAGGCCCGGGCCCCGGCGCCCCGUCUUCUCCCCCGCCCGCCUCCCCCGGCCACCCCAAGACCCGGGUCCGAGGCCGGGCCAGACGAGCCCGACGCACCCCACUACCUUCUGUAAGCUCCUGCCCAGGAUGUCCCCAUGAAGUUCUCGGGCCCCGCUGCCUUUCUCAGCCGCAGUCCGUCCAGCGCGGGGAAGGAGCUGGCCCCAGCGGCUGCCACCAAGGGCGGCGGCCUGGAGGAGGCGGCAGCGCCGGGGGCCGGGGGCUGGGCCCGGCCUGGCCGCUGUGCUGGCGCUUGCGAACCCGUUUGUGCCAGCCCCUGCUCCUUGCAGCUGAUGAGCCGCUGCCGAGGGGCAUGGGGCCCGCCAGGCCGGAACCGGGGCAGGGGCGCGGGGGGUCGGCCCGGGGCGCGAGCACCGCAGGCUGGCGACGAGUGGAGUCGCAAGGGCAGCUUUAUCCACAAGCCGCAGGGCUGGCUGCACCCGGACGACAGGGUCCUAGGGCCUGGGGUCUCCUACAUCGUGCGGUACAUGGGCUGCAUAGAGGUACUGCGCUCCAUGAGGUCCCUGGAUUUUAACACCCGAACUCAGGUCACCCGGGAGGCGAUCAAUAGACUUUAUGAAGCAGUGCCUGGUGUCCGAGGUGCCUGGAAGAAAAAGGCCCCCAACAAAGCCCUGUUCUCCAUCCUUGGUAAGAGCAAUCUCCGUUUUGCUGGUAUGAGCAUUACAAUCAACAUCUCCAUUGAUGGGCUCAACCUUAUGGUGCCCACCACUCGCCAGAUCAUCGCUAACCAUCACAUGCAGUCCAUCUCCUUCGCCUCCGGUGGCGACACGGACAUGACAGAUUACGUGGCUUAUGUGGCAAAGGAUCCCAUUAACCAGAGAGCUUGUCACAUUUUGGAGUGCUGUGAAGGAUUAGCCCAGAAUGUCAUCAGCACUGUUGGCCAGGCCUUUGAACUGCGUUUCAAACAGUAUCUCUAUAGCCCCCCCAAAAUGGCCAUUCCUCCUGAAAGGAUGAUGGGGAAUGAGGAAUCAGCCUGGGCUGAGGAGGAAGACGCCACUGAGCAUGACUAUUAUAACAGCAUCCCUGGGAAGGAGCCACCCUUGGGUGGUCUGGUGGACUCCCGACUCUGGGCUCCUAGCUAUGUCCAUACCCAGCCACCAAGCUCUGGGGCCUUCAGUCAGCUUGGAUCACCUGCCCGGAGAGAGCAGAGGGGUCAGUCUGGCCUACACUGGGACCUGGGUCUUCCUGGCCAGCCCUGUGAUGAUGGCUACUUGCAGGCAGACAGCCGGCCUCUGGGCUCUCGGGACUAUGAGGAGCACAUGUAUGUGAACACACAGAACCUGGAGAGCUGGGAGACAGAGCCUGCUGCCCCGGAAGAGAGCCCCAAGAAGGACCUCUUUGAUAUGAGGCCCUUUGAAGAUGCUUUGAAAUUGCACGAGUGCUCUGUGUCCAGCAGUGGUCCUGUGCCCAUUGAGGACCAAUGGCCCAGUCCACCCACUCGCCGGGCUCCCAUUGCUCCAACAGAGGAGCAGCUACGCCGAGAGCCCUGGUACCACGGCAAGAUGAGCCGGCGGGCAGCAGAGAAGCUGCUCAGAGCAGAUGGGGAUUUCCUGGUGCGGGACAGUGUCACUAACCCUGGACAGUAUGUUCUCACAGGCAUGCAUGGUGGACAGCCCAAGCAUCUGCUCCUGGUGGACCCUGAGGGUGUGGUUCGGACCAAGGAUGUGUUGUUUGAGAGCAUCAGCCACCUUAUCGAUUACCAUCUGCAGAAUGGGCAGCCCAUCCUGGCUGCUGAGAGUGAACUGCACCUGCGUGAUGUGGUGAAGCGAGAAUCCUGACCUGGCCUGGGGUGGGGGGCGUCCCAGGGAGAUGGGGUUGCCUGCUGUCCGGGGUCACUGGGCCUGGGCUGUCUAAAGAGGGAUGAGGAGGCCAGGCUACAAGUGUCCUUUCCCUCAUCCAUUCUUCACAUGGACUGCAUUACAGAAUGUAGAACAUAAGAUAUUAGAAAUGGGAGGGCCCCUAGAACACAGCAUAGCAGAGCUAAGAGGGCCCCUAGAAUAGGUCAGAGCUGGGAGGGCUCUUGGAACACCCAAGGUUAGAACUAGGGGAGCCCCGAGAACACAGGAUGUCAGAGAUGGAAGAGCCCUGAGAACACAGACGAUCAGAACCCUGAUGUUAACAUCUGUAGGAUUGCUGCCUUCUCUGGCUCUCAUUUUCUCUCUUCCUAAGAUGAAAGUGUUGGAUGCAGAGGAAUCUCAGGCUCCUCCCAGCUGACAGUAUUCUAGGCUCCCCUUUGUUUUGUGUUCAGUGUUCUAGGGUCCCUCCUUAUUUUGAAGUGGCUACGGUUCCUCUCCUUCCGAUAUCACAGCUCCCAGGUGCUUCCUUCUCCAUCAGCUGCCUGUCCUCACCCAUUUAGGCCCUGGCUUUGGGCUGAUCUUUUCUUGCUCUUCUUGGACGUGUUAUCUCAGCGCUGAGCCUGGAGUUGCUGGUGGCAACGUUGUUCGCCUUCGGAGUGAAGGACUGGCUACUUCUUCUCCCUGCGCCAAGGGGGACGGGCCAAUCUGGGUCUCUGGGAGCCCCAGACCCAUCUCUUGCCUUCAUUCACCUGGAGUGAAUGUGUUCAUACCAAAGAUGAAACUUUUUCUGACUUUUUUUAAACAAACAAAUAAUAAUAACAAAAUGAUGGAUGACUUCGAAGCUGGUGACCUCAUUCUCAAAUGAGUUGGGGCAACAUAGGAACGUGAUGCUGCCUACUUCUUGCCUGGAGCCUAAAUUCCUCAGCUGUAAAAUGUGGGUGCAUAAUGGGGGGGGUGAGGAGGUCUAGUUAAGGUGCUUGGAGAUCCUCAAGAUGAAUGGAGGUGGGGUCAGAGCAAAGGUGGAGAUUUGGGGUCCUGUGUCUGCCCAGACCACCCUGUUAUUUUCCCCUCCUCCUUCCCCUGCCACUUUGAUGAGAUAAUCUCUUAUGCUCAUUAGGAGAAAGGAAGCUAUAUGAUGUCACAGAACCUAGAACUGGAAUGGACUUUGGUAAUUAGCUGCUGCAGCCCCAAUAACCCAUGGGAAGGAAACUUGGCAUUUGGGAGGUGGGGCUUGGGGUCUCCAGCUGUGCCAUCACUCCCAAUCUUCUCUACAGGCCCUGCUAACUCAUUCAGAGUCCAGGUACCGGAGGAUUCUGGGAUGUAGGGUCUCCCAAUAUUGAGAAGAAUUCUGGGACCUUUCAUUUCAGAAGAAUCCUGAGGGGUCAUUAAGUCUAAUAUCCUCCAUUUUACUGGUGGGUAAUAAAUUAAUGCUCAGAGAGGGGAAAGGAUUCACCCUGGAUCAAUCACAUAGCAAAUUGGCAGCAGAUUAGAGCAGGAGAAAAAGGGAUUGGUUCCAACAAUGCCCACUAUACAUUUCUUUCCUUUCCAAUACUCCAGUCAAUGACCACUAUUCUCUCCUUCCAGUUACCUCUCCCUAGAUUGGCAUUCAGCUCCUGAUUAUAAUUAAAUCUGGAGGUGACUAAA